Molecule: messenger RNA, 1275 nt
Organism: Didymella exigua CBS 183.55
Lineage: Eukaryota; Fungi; Ascomycota; Dothideomycetes; Pleosporales; Didymellaceae
Product: chaperone protein dnaJ
Exons: 2
Coding region: 1-1275 (424 amino acids)
Biological process (GO): response to heat; protein refolding
Cellular component (GO): cytoplasm; cytosol; nucleus
Molecular function (GO): Hsp70 protein binding; ATP binding
Source: RefSeq, a predicted model, not a curated record
AUGGUGAAGGACACCAAGUUUUACGACAUCCUUGGGGUGUCCCCAGAUGCCACAGAAGCACAGCUGAAGACAGCAUAUAAGAAGGGUGCGCUGAAAUGGCACCCCGACAAGAACGCACACAACCCCGAGGCUGCCGACAAGUUCAAGGACCUCUCACACGCAUACGAAGUUCUCCAAGACUCGCAAAAACGACAGCUGUACGACCAGUAUGGUGAGGAGGGCCUUGAGCAGGGCGGCAUGGGCGGCGGCGGCAUGGCUGCCGAGGAUCUGUUCGCGCAGUUCUUCGGCGGCGGCGGCGGUGGUGGCCCAUUUGGAGGCAUGUUUGGUGGCGGCAUGCGCGAGCAGGGCCCCAAGAAGGCGCGCACCAUUUCCCACACCCACAAGGUCUCGCUCGAGGAUAUUUACCGCGGUAAGAUCUCUAAGCUCGCUCUCCAGAAGUCCGUCAUCUGCUCAAAGUGCCACGGUGUUGGUGGUAAGGAGGGUGCCGUCAAGAAGUGCGCUGGCUGUGAUGGCCGCGGUAUGAAGCACAUGAUGAGGCAGAUGGGCCCCAUGAUUCAGCGCUUCCAGACCGUCUGCCCUGACUGCCAGGGAGAGGGCGAGAUCAUUCGCGACAAGGACAGGUGCAAGCAGUGCAACGGCAAGAAGACCAUUAUCGAGCGCAAGGUCCUCCACGUCCACGUUGACCGCGGUGUCCAGAGCGGCCACAAGAUAGAGUUCCGUGGCGAAGGCGAUCAGCUUCCGGGCGUUGAGCCCGGCGAUGUUAUUUUCGAGAUUGAUCAGAAGCCCCACCCUCGUUUCCAGCGCAAGAACGACGACCUUUUCUUCCACUGCGAGAUCGACCUCCUGACUGCCCUCGCUGGUGGUCAGAUCCACAUUGAGCACCUUGACGAGAGGUGGUUGACCGUCGACAUCAUCCCCGGCGAGUGCAUCGCUCCCGGCGAUGUCAAGGUCAUUCGCGGCCAGGGUAUGCCCUCAUACAGGCACCAUGACCACGGCAACCUGUACAUCCAGUUCGAUGUUAAGUUCCCCGAGCGCCUCGGCGGCGAAGACGGCGCACCCCUGACGCCCGAGCACAUCCGCGCCCUCGAGUCGGUUCUGCCACCACGAAAGGUCCCUGAUGCUACACCUCCACCCAACGCAAUGACCGAGGACUUUACACUCGAGACCGUCGACCCCACACGCGAGCAGGCACGCGCACGAGGCAUGACCAGCCCCGACGAGGACGAUGAUGACAUGCAUGCCGGUGCCGAGCGCGUCCAGUGCGCAUCGCAGUAA